GGGACAAUAGUGAAUGGUGCACACUUCCUUCGCCCGGCCACAGAAGACAAAAAAGAGUUGCUGGUGUAACAAUAGGAAGAAUAUAUUCCACUCCUCUCUUGUACACGCGGCUUAUGAGAUGAACGCUCGUCAAGAAGAACGUCCCCUUCAGCAGCAGGAGGAUCCACAGCCCCCCCACAUUAAAGAGGAAGAGGAGGAAGUGUGGAUCAGUCAGGAGGGAGAGUGUCCUGUAGGGCAGGAGGAGGCUGAUGUCAGCAAGUUUCCACUGACUGUUGUCUCUGUGAAGACUGAAGAGCAUGAAGACAAACCACCUGAGUCCUCACAGCUUCAUCACAGUCCAAACGUCUGUGAAGAACAUCUUCUCCCUGAGCAACAGACGUGGAGCUUCAGGAUGGAGCCACAGCCCUCCCACAUUAAAAAGGAAAAGAAACACCCACUGAUCCCCCAUUUUAAAGCGGAAGAGGAUGACCCACUGACCACUCACAUCAAAGAGGAAGAGGAGGACUCAUUGACCCCCAAUGUUAAAAAGGAAGAGGAGAAGCCACUAAUAACCCAUUUUAAAGAGGAAGAGGAGGACCUACUGACCCCUUACUUUAAAGAGGAAGAGGAGGACUCAUUGACCCCCAAUUUUAAAAAGGAAGAGGAGAAGCCACUAAUAACCCAUUUUAAAGAGGAAGAGGAGGACCUACUGACCCCUCACUUUAAAGAGGAAGAGGAGGACCAAGAGCCGCCGCACAUUAAAGAGGAAGAGGAGGAAGAGGGCAUCAGUCAGCCUAAAUGGUUGGAGGAGUUCCCAGUGACUGGUGUCCCUGUGAAGAGUGAAGAUGAUGAGGUGAAAGGUGAAAGUGAGGAGAGGGGAGGGGGGGAGCCUCCAAGCAGCAGCUCAACACAACACAUGACAACAGAAGCUGAUGGAGACCACUGUGGAGGAUCACAAGCAGACAAGCUCUUAGCUCCACUAUCAGAUAGUGAGGACACAACGUCACACUCUCCUGACACUGAUGAUGAAGACUCUAAAGAUGAUAAGACAUGUCACACUGACAACACUCACUUCACAUCUUCUCACUGUCACAAAACUUUUAAAUACCAUUGUCGUCUAAAAUCACACAUGAGAACACACACUGGAGAAAAACCUUUCUCUUGUUCAAUCUGUGGUAAAGGUUUUACACAAAGUAUCAAUUUGAAAGUACACAUGAGAACACACACUUGUGAAAAACGUUUUUCCUGUUCAACCUGUGGUAAAGGUUUUACACAAAGUCAGAGUUUGAAAAUACAUAUUAGAACACACACUAGAGAAAAACCUUUUUCUUGUUCACUCUGUAGUAAAGGUUUUACACAAAGUAUCAAUUUGAAGGUACACAUGAGAACACACACCAGUGAAAAACCUUUUUCCUGUUCAAUCUGUGGUAAAGGUUUUAGAGAAAGUCAACAUUUGAAAAGAAACAUGAGAACACACACUGGUGAAAAACCUUUUUCAUGUUCAAACUGCGGUAAACAUUUUACUCAGAGGCCAGAUUUAAAAGUACACAUGAGAACACACACUGGAGAAAAACCUUUUUCAUGUUCUAUCUGUGGUAAAGGUUUUACAAGAAGUCAACAUUUGAAAGUACACAUGAGAACACACACUGGAGAAAAACCUUUUUCAUGUUCAAUCUGCGGUAAAGAUUUUACUCGAAGGGAAAAUUUCAAAAAGCACAUGAGAAUACACACUGGAGAAAAACCUUUUCCUGUUCAAUCUGCAGUAAAUAUUUUGCGCAACGACACUAUUUGAAAGAACACGUGAGAACACACACUGGAGAAAAACCUUUUACAUGUUCAGUAUGUUGUAAAAGUUUUUUACAAAGUCAGCAUUUGAAAAGACACAUGAGAAGACACCCAGGAGAGAAAGUGUUGAGUUGCAGUGUGUGUGGUGAAAGAUUGUCUUCUAAGUACCAGUGUAAGAAACACAAGUGUGCUGGUGAGAACAGCAGCAGCAAAUGAAACUGCAGGAUUUGAAAUAAACUG
Nerophis ophidion (straightnose pipefish) is the source of this 2004-nucleotide messenger RNA. RefSeq names its product zinc finger protein 239-like. Gene Ontology annotation, molecular function: DNA-binding transcription factor activity, RNA polymerase II-specific; RNA polymerase II cis-regulatory region sequence-specific DNA binding. Gene Ontology annotation, cellular component: nucleus. Gene Ontology annotation, biological process: regulation of transcription by RNA polymerase II; central nervous system development. Lineage: Eukaryota; Metazoa; Chordata; Actinopteri; Syngnathiformes; Syngnathidae. The transcript is spliced from 3 exons. The record is from RefSeq and is a predicted model, not a curated record. Bases 14 to 1771 code for a protein of 585 amino acids.